AUGGCACCAAAAAUCCUGAUCAUGGGGAAGCUGGUAUGGGCGCAGAAGGAGUGCGAGGAUCUGCUCAGUCCAGUAGCCGAGAUAGUGCACAUGCAGUCAGACAGCCGAGAGCAACUCUUUCAGCAGUUCGCUCCGGGAGGGGAAUACUCGGACGUGGUCGGGAUCUACCACGAGCAUCUCUCCGCCAAGCUCGUCGGUCAUCCCGACGCGGCUAUGAUGGAAGCUCUGCCCGAGUCGUGCAAGUGGUUCGCACACAAGGGAGCUGGGUACGACUCGGUCAAUGUAGAAGCAGCCAAGAAGAGGGGAAUCAUCGUUUCCAAUACGCCAGGCGCGGUCAACGAGGCAACAGCUACUACCGCGGUCUAUCUACUGAUCUCCUGUAUGCGGCACUUCAGCAUGGCCGAAGCGCAUCUACGAGCUGGCGGUUUCACCCCUCCCGGCGUCGAGCAGUCCUCCUUCGACCUCAGCGGCAAGACCAUCGGUAUCCUCGGCCUCGGAUCUAUCGGUAUCACCUUUGUCAACUACAUCCGUCCCUUUGGUAUGCGCAUGAUCUAUCACAAUCGCAAGCCAAACGCCCAGGCGCCGGAAGAUCUGACCUACGUGUCGGACAUGUACGAGAUGCUGGGUCAAGUGGACGUGCUGUUUGUCAGCUGCCCGCUGAAUGAGAAGACCAGGGGGCUGGUGGGAAAGAAGGAGAUCAGGUCGAUGAAGAAGGGAUCGAUGCUGGUCAAUACCGCCCGAGGGCCGAUCAUUGACGAGGAGGCGAUGAUUGAGGCUCUCCAGGAUGGACAUCUCUCUUCGGUCGGUCUCGACGUCUUUGUCAAAGAGCCGCAGGUGGAUCAGAGGCUCAUCGACAUGCCCCAUGUGACUUUGCUGCCCCACGUCGGGACGGAGAACCAAGAUGCGAGGCGCAAGAUGGAGGUUUUGGCUCUGACGAAUUUGAGGGACUUUGUAACCAAGGGCAUGGGGCCGACGCCUGUGCCAGAGUGUAUAUAG
Dioszegia hungarica is the source of this 996-nucleotide messenger RNA. Its product is annotated as D-isomer specific 2-hydroxyacid dehydrogenase. The record is from RefSeq and is a predicted model, not a curated record. Gene Ontology annotation, molecular function: hydroxypyruvate reductase [NAD(P)H] activity; glyoxylate reductase (NADPH) activity; NAD binding. The coding region runs from base 1 to 996 and encodes 331 amino acids. Gene Ontology annotation, cellular component: cytosol. Lineage: Eukaryota; Fungi; Basidiomycota; Tremellomycetes; Tremellales; Bulleribasidiaceae. The transcript is spliced from 5 exons.